Messenger RNA from Staurois parvus, 3338 nucleotides. The record is from the annotation of a GenBank genome assembly. Lineage: Eukaryota; Metazoa; Chordata; Amphibia; Anura; Ranidae.
AUGAGAGUAGUAGAACUGUCACCAUUGAAGGGUUCUGUCUCUUGGACCGGGAAGCCAGUUUCCUAUUACCUGCACACCAUAGACCGGACUUUACUUGAAAACUACUUUUCCAGUCUGAAAAAUCCAAAACUCAGGGAGGAACAGGAAGCAGCUCGUAGAAGGCAGCAACGUGAAGGAAAGAGCAAUACAACCACCCCUACAAAAAUUCAGGAGAUUAAGGAUUCUGCAACUGAGGAGGAAAAACCAGCUCCUGUGAAAAAGACUUCACCUGCCAAAGCUCGUAAGAGACUGACCAAGAAGGGCAAAAAAAAAUGGCAGGUCGGAAAAGAGGACGUCCGAAGAAGCUGCUUCAACCUAAUGGUGAUCGCAAAUCCUCCAAAUCACCAACUGUACUGGAAGUCCUACAUCUACAAAAUGGUCCUCCACCUCAGUCGCCAACACAGUCAAGCCCUCAGGAUGCCUGCAAGUCACCUCAAAGUCUCCAUUAUCAGCUACCUCUGAAAGCACAGCGUCAACCUUCCAACCAGCUGAUGUCUUUUCACACACCGCCAGCACUGCAGAAGCUGCUUGACUCAUUUAGGGUACAGUACCUGCAGCUUAUGUCUUACAUGAAGACUCCCCAGUACAAAGCUGGACUGCAGCAACUGUUACAGAAGGAAAAGGAGAAAAACUCCCAGCUGAUGGGUACUGCCCAACAACUACUUACACAUUGCCAAGCUCAAAAGGAAGAAAUCAAAAAACUGUUUCAACAGAAGCUGGAUGAGCUGGGAGUCAAGGCCCUUACUUACAGUGAUCUCAUUCAAGCCCAAAAGGAGAUUUCUGCUCACAAUAUACAACUGAAGGAACAGAGCCGACAGCUAGAGCAGGAAAAUGGUGAACUUAGAAAUUGCAGUUUGCAGCUGUUGAAGGCACGUUGUGAAGAAUUGAAGCUGGAUUGGAAUACGCUGUCCCUGGAAAAUUUGAUGAAGGAAAAAUUGGCACUGAAAAACCAGAUUUCUGAGAAGCAGAAGCACUGCUUGGAAUUACAGAUUAGUAUUGUCGAGUUGGAGAAAUUACAAAGGCAACAUGAGCUGCUUCAGCUGAAGUCUUCCACUUUGCCAGAUGAUCCUCCGCCAAGCAACAGUCGCUCUAAGGGCAAUUUUGGUGCUCGCUACUCCACUGAUGCGUCACAUGCACGUGUGCAUCUCCAUUCGACCUCCAUUCCUAAUGGCUUAAGCCCAGAGCUCUCCACAAACGGUCAUGCAUUGCACUACGAGCUUUACCAUUCAGGUCGCAAUGGUGGAAGUAGGCCUUGCUCAAAAGAGAGUACUCCUUCCCACAUGGAUCACUCUGACAUUGUUUCAAAUACACCAACACAUUUAUCACGACACAAGGGAGAGAGGACUGCUGGACAAUCCCAACCAGAUUACACCCGAUACUCACCUGCUAAAAUAGCUAUGAGGCGUCAUUUAAAUCAAGAGCCAACAUCUAACUGCAGAAAUGCAGACUUCAGUCACAGGUGUGAGGUGGUUAAGGAGAACAGCUUUAUGUCAACAAGUCCUGGUAAUUUAAAUGGCAUCCAGCUAAGUCCUCGAGAAUCACAUCACACUGAUGGAGGCCAAGCAACUGUUGAGAGGGGAGCUGACAAGCUCUCAAGAGACCGUAGUCCUUCUAAUCCUGAAACAAUCACCAGUUUGCCUAUAAGUAUCCCACUGAGCACAGUCCAACCCAAUAAAUUGCCAGUCAGUAUCCCUCUGGCUAGUGUUGUCUUGCCCAGCCGUGUAGAAAAGAGAAACAGCCCCAGUCCAGGUUGUAAUAGCAGAGAUAGCUCCAGCAUGGAGAAUCAAUAUGGUGCUACAUCUAACAGCUUCAGUUAUGCUGCUGUCUCAAAGCCACUGGCUACCUCAGGUUUCUUUUACCCAACCUGGUCAAGCUCUCUUAAUGGACCAGUUUUGAACAGCCAUGGAUCAGAGACUGACUGCAUGGAUGAUUCUUCUAAUUCAGGCACCCUUUCAAACUCUGGGGGAUCUAGAAGUUCCACCCCUUCACAUCACCAGCAGUCCUCUCAGCGCUCACCUGCUCACUAUCCCACGUCUGAUAGUCCCCAUGGGUUUCCAGAUCCAAGUAAGACCUCUGGGGAUGGGGACUUUUAUGCCAGCGAUGCAGAAGUAGAGGCCAAGAGGCGAAUAAUUUUCACUAUAACUAGCGGUGGAAGCUCCUCAGGGAGGUCACCAUCGAAUAAACAUAGUCCAUUGACAGCAACUAUUCGCAUGGAGAGUGGCCCGGGACAGGAUGGCAGAAAGAAAGGGAGCCGACGCAAGAGGUCCUCUGCAGGAAACUACAGCCUGGUAGUUUCUCCUAAACGUAGAUCACAUCCAUCAUCUCUUGGACUGAGUGGCUAUACUUCAGGAUCUCCAAUGAGUAUAAACUCAAUGGUAAAUAACAUAAAUCAACCUUUGGAAAUCACUGCUAUUUCAUCUCCUGAAAACUCGCUGAAAAGUUCCCCUGCCCCAUACCAGGAUCAUGAAUUACCACCAGUUUUAAAAAAAGAGAAACCCUUGAUGCCGACUAACGGAGUUCAUUACUCUCCUCUCACAACAGAAGAUGAGAUGGAAUCUGAUGAGGAGGUUCACAGUUCAAGGACAGAAAGGAAGAGCUCUGGUUUAUGUUUUGAGAGCAAAGAUUCCCCACAAAGGAGUGAAGGAGAAAGAGGUCUACCGUACCCCAGCAGAAAAUCCUCUUGCGAGAGUGUAGGCAAAUGGAAAUCCACCUUCUCCCCGAUCUCUGAUGCAGCUCCCAGCCGCACCCCUGACAGCCCUGCCUCAUCCCCACGCUGCAGUUCCCAUUAUUCAUCUGGUGAUGGGGCUCGUCGAGGUUCUGGGGGUAUGAGCCCAGGGUCAGCUAGCAGUCUUGGCGAACACACCCGAGCAGACGUGGGCAGAGCACCAGAGGGCAACUUGUUCCUGAGUAAAAAGUUGGCAUCUGAUGGUGGAAAGAGAGAGGAAAGGGGUCCAAGUUCAAGAGUUGAUCGCUCCAAAGCUCCUCGCAGUCGGGAAAGGGAUGGGGAGGGACGAGCAGGCAGCAACUUAUUCAUGUCACAGGGAACAGGGGUCCUACUGAAUGGGAAGGGGCCUGUCUCGACACCCCUCCAAACACACCACCAUCUCUUGAGCAACCUGACAACUGGCUCCCAGCUUACACUGCAGGGUGGCCUCACUUCAAUGGCCAGCAAUUCAGUUCUGCAGUCUCUCUUCAGCUCCAUGCCUGUACAUGUGACUGGCCCCGUUGGCCGUCUAGCUAAUUCCCAUGGCAUGGCCAGUUUCACAUCGCCUGGAGUGACUGGUGGAACAGUAGGAGGU